This is a messenger RNA of Babesia bovis T2Bo, 896 nucleotides long. RefSeq lists its product as uncharacterized. The transcript has a single exon. The record is from RefSeq and is a predicted model, not a curated record. Lineage: Eukaryota; Apicomplexa; Aconoidasida; Piroplasmida; Babesiidae. The coding region runs from base 180 to 791 and encodes 203 amino acids.
AAAACUGUUUUUUUAUUUUUAAAUAGUGCACAUAGACUUUCGUGUGCCGAAAGGGUAACACAUUGUGCACAGACUGGAAGACUUCUUCGUGUUGAGGUCUUUGACCGUGCACAUCUUGUGGUAAUUGUUUUAAUCGCGAAUCUAUUCAGGUACUAAAUGCACACGAUAUAUGCUUCACGAUGAAGGGCUUUUUUGUGGUUUGCAUUUCCCUUCUUUGCGCUGUGAAGGGCGCCCUUUCUAAGGGAGUCUAUACCCCUUUGAGACGUAUUUCCGCCGCUGAUGCCAGGGCUUUGAUGACUCCUACUUUUAAGCAGGCUACUGCUGAAGACCCAAGCGGCCACUUAAUGAACCGUACCCUUGUUGAAUGGAAAUAUGAUUACUACAAGCACAUCAGGCCCAUUAUUCAGUUCAAUCUUUUCGGCGAGUUUUGUGAAUUCUCCAAGAAGAGGAUGACUGACGUCUCUUUGGUCUUUACCACUGUUGAGACUUGCUCUGUCAAGGGUUACUACGGUUGCGGUGACCCUACUAUCGUUGUCAGCUUGGAGAAGUUCAGCGUUGACAGGGGACAGAGGAUGUAUAACAAGGUUGUUGUUGACUCAGUAAAGACUCCUGAUAUCAACAUGAUUGGUCACCGUUUCAGGAUUAGAUUCCCUAAUGUCAUUAAGGAGGAAAAGAUUGACCCUAAGCAGUUUAACGUCAGGAUUGAGGGACAAUACUACUGCUCCUACAAGUUUAUUGUUGAGCUUGAGGAACCUAACAGCUACUUUGACGCUGUGCCUGCCGCUACAUAACUUUCUCACCUUUACGUAGUCCACUAGGAUAAAUGCUAUGAAAAUUCCAACAGCAUCUCUGGACUUAAAAAUAGUCACUAAUAAAUAUAAUAUUUGAUUCUUUUA